AUGACUAGCAUUGGCAAGUUAGGUGCUAUGCAACAACUGAUGAAAGGCGGAAAAAUGAUGCCUGCAAAUGUAAUAUCCGAUGAUACCAUUUUGGUGAAGAAAAUAGUUGCAGAUCAUAAUCCUGAGGGACUUGAUUAUGAUGUCAAACCACUUCUACAUAUUGUUGAAGAUAUUCUUAGACGUUCUACCCUCGGCAGUUCUGAACACGAUUCAAUGGGUGAACUAUCACAUGUUGAUCAACUUGAAGACAGAACUCACCUUCCUUCCUACACAAGCAUGUUGGAGGCCUUGUCUGUUAAGAUUGAUCGGAUUUCUUGUGAGAUUUCCUACAAGAUUCUUUCUGGUGUAGAUGCACACUCCACGACAGUAGCAAUAUUUGAGAUGCUUACAAUCUACAAGUGGGAUGUUAAGUUGGUGUUAGCCUUAGCAGCAUUUGCUUUAAACUAUGGCGAAUUCUGGCUUCUUGCUCAUAUUCACGAUACGAACCAACUCGCAAAAUCGAUGGCGAUUCUUAAGCAGUUACCUGGUAUCAUGGAGCAUUCAAGCUCACUAAAGCCACGAUUUGAUACGCUUAAUGAUCUAGUAAAUGUCAUAUUGGAAGUGACCAAAUGUGUCAUUGAGUUCAACGAUCUUCCAAUUCAAUACAUUAGACAAGAUGUAUCAGCCUACAACACUGUCUCAAAUCAUAUCCCAGUUGCUGCAUACUGGUCUAUUAGAAGUAUUGUGGCUUGUGCAGCUCAGAUUACAAGCCUCACUACACUUGGUUAUGAAAUCUUCACCUCUAAUGAUGCUUGGGAGCUUUCAACAUUGGCUUUCAAGCUGAGAAGUAUAGUAGAUCAUCUCAGAAAGCAACUGGAUAUCUGCAAAAUACACGUUGAGGAAGCAAUGGAUACUGAAGCUUAUGGAAUGCUACGGGAAUUAUUUUUGACACCACACACUGACAACAUGAAGAUCAUCAAGGCUUUGAUUUAUUCACAUGAUGACAUUUUGCCUCUAUACGACGGGGUUUCAAAGAAAAGGGCGAGCCUUGAGGCACUGAGAAGGAAGAAUGUGUUACUUCUAUUUUCAGGCCUAGAGUUCUCAACCGACGAGCUUCUAAUACUCGAACAGAUCUAUAACGAAUCAAAGGCGCAUGCACCGAGACAAGACAAUAGAUAUGAACUAGUUUGGAUCCCAAUAGUGGACCAAACAUCUGAAUGGACAGACCAAAAGCAAAUGCAAUUUGAGAAUCUGAGAGAGAGUAUGCCAUGGUUUUCGGUGUAUCAUCCUUCAUUGAUAAGCAAGGCAGUUGUUUGGUUCAUACAGAGUGAAUGGAAAUACAAGAAUAAGCCGAUUCUUGUUGUUUUGGAUCCUCAAGGGAGGGUUGCUUGCCCUAAUGCUAUUCACAUGAUGUGGAUUUGGGGAAGUGCUGCUUUUCCUUUUACAAGUUUUAAAGAAGAAACUCUUUGGAAGGAUGAGACUUGGAGACUUGAAUUGCUUGUGGAUGGCAUUGACUCGGAAAUAUUGAACUGGAUUAAGGAAGGAAAGUACAUUUUCUUGUACGGUGGAGACGACCCUGAAUGGAUAAAGAGAUUUGUGAAAGAAGCCCGAAAAGUAGCACAGGCGACACGUACACCUCUAGAGAUGGUAUACGUAGGAAAAAGCAACAAGCGAGAUCAAGUACAAAAAGUAUGCGACACUAUAAUCCGCGAAAAGCUCUACACUCACAGCUGGUCAGAACAAAGCAUGAUAUGGUUCUUCUGGACACGUCUCCAAAGCAUGCUCUUCUCCAAAAUCCAACUGAAACAAGUCGAUGACAACGACCGUGUGAUGCAAGAAAUCAAGAAGCUCCUUAGCUACGACAAACAAGGCGGAUGGAUUGUUCUAGCAAAAGGGUCACAAAUUGUUGUCAAUGGACAUGCUUCAACUGGUUUACAAUCAUUGAUUGAGUAUGAUCUCAUGUGGAAAGAACAUGCUGAACGAGACGGUUUUGAAACAGCUUUUAAAGAACAUUAUGGGAAGCUUCAUGCAGUUGAUAACCCUUGUUGUAGAUUUGAAUUCUCACAUUCAAUGGGAAGGAUACCUGAUAGACUCACGUGCCCCGAGUGUCGUCGGAAUAUGCAUGUUCUUACCACUUUUCAGUGCUGCCAUGAUGAUAAUGUUGAGGAGGAUUUUUUCGUUAGUAGCGUUACUCCUCCUAAUACUAAUUAAUUGAUCUUUUGUUUUUUUCAUUAUGGCUCUAUGCAGUUGAUUGCAUAGCCUUCAAUGUUUGUUUCUUUGUUUUAUUUUAAUCAUGAAUCAAUGUAAUAAACUAUCCAAGGGUCUUGUUGUAUAAACUGGAGAACAUUGAAUGAUCAAUAAAAUUUGUUCAUAUU
Medicago truncatula (barrel medic) is the source of this 2354-nucleotide messenger RNA. Its product is annotated as protein SIEVE ELEMENT OCCLUSION B. Lineage: Eukaryota; Viridiplantae; Streptophyta; Magnoliopsida; Fabales; Fabaceae. The transcript is spliced from 7 exons. The record is from RefSeq and is a predicted model, not a curated record. Bases 1 to 2190 code for a protein of 729 amino acids. Gene Ontology annotation, biological process: phloem development.